Molecule: messenger RNA, 339 nt
Organism: Ostertagia ostertagi
Lineage: Eukaryota; Metazoa; Nematoda; Chromadorea; Rhabditida; Trichostrongylidae
Source: the annotation of a GenBank genome assembly
GGUGGUUCGGAACAUGCACUACCAAUAGUGAUAUCCGAGAUUCAACCCGGCCAACCUGCUCAUCGAUGCGGUCAGAUCUUUGUUGGCGAUGCAAUUCUGUCAGUAAACGGGUACGAUCUUCGAAAUGCCAAACAUCAAGAAGCAGUUGAAAUUCUUAGCUCUCAGCAAGGUGAUCUGCAUAUGGAAGUUGUUUAUGUGGCUCCCGAAGAGGACUCUGACGACGAUGGUACGGUGUUGAUCGAGGAUGCCGACGGCCGAAUCUAUAACAUGUACAACAACUCAGUGGAAGAGCCGUCAUCCAGUCGAUCGUCGACUGCAUCGCAUCAAAACUCAGAGUGA